GCAUCGGCUUCGGAAACCAGUCUCUCGAGUUCAGUUAGUCAGAGCGGACUUGGAGUUUUGGUCGCGGAUCAGUGUCAAAGAAUCCAUUGGCGUGGUGUGAGUGGACUGUGCAGUGCUGGGAAGUGGCAAUCUUUAAUAUCAAAUAGAAAGCAGAAACGGUGCUAGAAUCAUGAGUAAGUUUGCGUGGGUAACUCUCGCCACAAAUGACAGCUACUCCCUGGGAGCCCUCGUGGUGGCAGCAUCCCUCAAGAGGGCAGCCACCGCCCACCAGUUAGCCGUCCUCAUCACGCCAGGCGUCUCAGCAGCCAUGAGAACAAAGCUCCAGACAGUAUUUGACGUAGUGCAAGAGGUCAAUGUUCUCGAUUCCAGGGAUUCAGCCAAUUUGGCUCUCCUGGCGCGUCCGGAACUGGGAGUAACUUUUACAAAGCUCCAUUGCUGGAACCUCACGCAAUUCGACAAGUGUGUCUUUUUGGAUGCGGAUACACUGGUUCUGCAAAACUGUGAUGAACUGUUUGAGAGAGAGGAACUCUCCGCAGCUCCAGAUGUUGGAUGGCCUGACUGUUUCAAUUCCGGUGUCUUCGUCUUCCGACCCAGUCAGGAUACUUUUGGCAAAUUACUGGACUUUGCCGUAAAGUCUGGCAGCUUUGACGGAGGUGAUCAGGGCCUCCUAAACUUGUACUUCUCUGACUGGGCUCACAGUGACAUCAGCAAGCAUCUACCAUUCGUCUACAAUACUUGCUCAACAGCUACAUACUCCUACUUGCCGGCCUUCAAGCAAUUCGGAAGGGACGUGAAAAUCCUUCACUUCAUCGGCACUUCCAAGCCCUGGCUGCAGAACUUCGAUCCACAAACUAGAACAGUUCGAACUCCCGAAAACUAUUCUCAUCUUGCAUGCCAUUUGCAAACCUGGUGGUCAAUUUUCUUUGAUCAAAUCCACCCACAUCUCACAACUGACAUGACAACUUCCUACGCGUUUGAAGACAUUCUAGGCUCCGAGAGUGGAAUCGCUGGAGCUUUGGCAAAUGUAACUUUGGGUGAACAAAGAACUCCUGAACAAGAAGCCCUCGAGUCACAGAUGAGACGACAAUGUUGGGAAUCAGGAAAUAUUGACUACAUGGGCCGAGAUUCUUUUGAAAAUAUUCUCAAACGCAUCAAUCUAACCAUGGGGGAAACUCCAGAGACUCAGAAGGAAGAUGUACUGCCCGAGGCCAAGGAAGGUAACCAGUAAAUUGUCUAACAUCACACAAAGUAAUAAAAUCCAUCUCUCCCUGAAAAUCUCACAUCAACCCCUUUUCAUUUACUCAUAAAUUGGAGAGAGAUGGUGGUAAAGUGUAAUCAGCAAUCUCAUUUAUAUAUUUUUUUGUAGUUUUAUGUAAAAGAGCAAUGAAUUCUAUUUGCCAUGAAAAUGUCGCCAAUACUUUUUUUUCUCUUUUCUUUUGUAUGUUUAUCGUAUAAUUUUUUUUGGCAGGAACUUUGUCGACAAAUAAAUCAUGAUUUCACAACUAUUUGCAUUUUUAUUUUUUGUGUUUGUGUUAUUCAAAAUCACUCCCAAAAACAUCCCUGACAUGACAAACAUUAGAAGACAUUAUUUUGAGCAUCUUGAUGUUUAAUGGUUUUGUUUUAAGUCUUUUAGAUCGUUGGGAAAGGAGGUGAAAGAAGUCAUACGCCAUUGUAAAGAACUAUGCUAACUUAGUAAAAUAGAAUUUUCGCAUUUUGAGCAUUUUAAAGUUUCAAAAGCAUUUUAAAAUAUCGCUUGGAAAAUCAUGUUGAUUCAUUGAGUUAUUUUUUUGAAGAAAAAAAAACAUAAUUUUACAGCAUAACAACUUGAAAAGUAUAAAUUGGCCUUUUCAUCUCAAAAUUUACUUUUGAAAAAGCAUAACUUCGAAAAGUUGUUGAUUUUGUUCUUGUGUUAGAAGCUUACUAACAGAAAUAUUUUCAUCAUUUAUAAAGUAUAAUAUUUCUUAAAGCAUCAUACGCAUCACAUUUUUUUUAAUAUUUGAAAAGAAUCUCUAGGAAGGGAUCUUUAAGAGCGCCAUUUUUGAAGAAAAACAGAUUUUUGCAAGUUUUGAAUUUUUUUGAGUGAGUUUUUUUUCACCUUCUUUGAAGCCAAUACUUUUUUUGGGGUAUCAAUGUUGUAAAUCAUAAAACAAUAUUGCAAUUUUGCUAUAAACUAACAACUAAAACAAAGCUUGUCUUCCCUUUUAUCUUUCCGCCAAUAUCAGCUACAGUGAUGCCGAGGAAAAUGCUUCCGGGACAAUCGCAUGAGAAGAAACGCAAAAGCUAACAAAAGAGCUCUUGUGGCUGGUGUGGAUUGACUGGGUUUGUCGUGUGCUUUCUAGACUUCUAAUUUUUGAAAAAUCAUUGCAUGGGAAUGGCACUUAUUGUAAAUUUUCAAUAAUAUUUCUAGCGGAGGUGAAGGAAACUGUUGUUGCGGUGACGGAGGAGAAACUACCCCCAGGCGAAAUUUUGAGAACGAGAGAAGACGGAGCCGAAGAGAGGGUAAUUACAACCGUGGGGGAAGACGGAAGAAUCUUCCAGAAAGUCAUUACAACCUUCCCGAAACACGAAGUUGAAGAAGAAGUGAUUACUGAAGAAAUUACUGAAGGUGAAAAUGUAACUGUUACUACUACAACAACGGUUAGCACAAAUGUUACGCAAUCGGAGAUUAUUGGAGUACCUAAAGUGGCUGCACCUACAGUCACUACAGCUGUUUCAACAAAUCCAACCCCAGCACUUGAAUUAGCCAAGAAACCAGAACCAGGGAAGGAUCUUGUGGAAUUUGAUGAAGCAACUAAUACAACAACUGUAACUAGAAGGAUUGAAAAAGGUUACGAACAGAUUAUUACAACGGUCUUAGAGGAUGGUACAAAGCGUAUUCAAAACAGAACCUUCAUGGAUCCUGAAGAAGUGAUUGAUGAAACUGAAGAAGUUAUUCAAGACGAAAGCAGAACCAUCAAGAAAGAAAGUAAGAUAACUACGGAAAUAAGAAAAGCAUCUACGGAUAAACAAACAACUGAAACUACCACAACCGUUGAGGCAACAAAAAAAGAAAUAGUUGAGGAAGAGUUUGUGGUAACUGAAGCCAUGAAGAAACUGAAAACCGGGGAAGAGAUCAAAACAGUUGAUGAACAGACCAGAACUACAACCAUCAUCAGACGAAUUGAAAAUGGAUUUGAAAGAACCAUAACAAGAGUAUUUGAAGACGGAACGUCUAAAAGCAGCACUAAAACAAUUUUUGAUGUGGUUGAGAUCACUAAAGAUCAGCAAACUCCCAAAGUUCCGGACGCUCCGACUAACACUACGACAACCGUUGAUGAAACAGCUACUAAAAAGCAAACUACUCAACAAACAACUGAAGUAACACAAGUCCAGCAAACAACUCAAGAUACUGAAGAGUUUGUUAUUACUGAAGAGAUGAAAAAAUUAACAACGGGUCAGGAGAUCGUUAAAGUCGACAAGAAGACCAAUACAACAACCGUGAUCAAAAGAAUUGAAAAUGGAUAUGAACGAACAGUAACAGUUAUCUUUAAUGAUGGAUCAAUGAGAUCUCAGACAAAGGUUAUCUACGAUCCCGUUGAAGUUGUAGAGGAAACCAAGCAGAUUACACCGGUAGUUCCUGCCGCUCCAGGUAAUCCACCAGUUGCUCAAAAAACCACUGAAACCACAACUGACACUACUUCCAACACUACUCAAACUGUGGAAAAAACUCAAACAGUUGAGAGCACAAAAACUAACGUCCAGAAGGAACAACCUUCACAAGUUCCUGCUGUAGACGAAGAAGCUUUGAGAAAACUUAAAGAAGAAAUAACAAAAAUCGAGACUCAAGAAAUCAUCAUCACCGAAGCUAUGAAAAAACUGAAAGUUGGAGAGGAAAUUGUUGAAGUUAUUGAAAGAAUAAACACAACUAUUGUGACUAAGAGAAUUGAAAAGGGCUAUGAAAGGGUUACUACUUCAAUUCUGAUUGAUGGAACAAGGAGGACUCAUAAGAAAACGACUUAUGAUGCGGUUCCUGUUAUUCCUCCCAGUGCCCCUCAAGUUCCUGAAAAUCAAACACCUCAGCAAGCUCCCAAACCUCAGGAAACUCCUAAGCCUCAGGAAGGUCCUAAGCCUCAGGAAGCUCCUAAGCCUCAAGAAGCUCCUAAGCCCCAGGAAGCUCCCAAGCCUCAGGAAGCUCCUAAGCCCCAGGACGCUCCCAAACCAAAAGAAGGUCCCAAGCCUCAGGAACCCCCUAAGGCUCCAAGUCAAAAAACCCAAGAUACCAAAGUUUCCGAAAUUGAUACGAAAACUACUCAACAGCAAUCAUCCAUCCUAACUGUUGAAGAAAAGAGUAAGAAAGUAUCAACUCAGGAAACUAUUCAAAAAACACAGAAUGUGCAACAAACUUCUACGACUCAGACUACUCAGGCCCUCACCAAUACUCCACAACCAAAUCCACAAGAAACACAAAAAAAACUUGAGAGGACUGUUGAAACAUAUGAAACUGAAGAAGAAUUCGUUCCAACAGAAGCUAUGAAGAAACUGAAGGUUGGUGAAGAAUUAACCGAAGUUGAUGAAGUAACGAAGACUACAACCGUAACAAAGAGGACCGUUGAUGGGUAUGAACAAACUAUAACUACAGUAAUGGGAGAUGGUACGAAGAAAACGUACAUGAAGACCUUCUACGACGCCGAGGAGAUCAUUGAAGAAACUGAAGAGUAUGAAGAUGCUGAAGAAGAAAAUAAAACCCAGACACAAACUACGAAAACAACGAAACAGGGAACAAAUGUUCCUGACCCAAGUCGGGUUCUUGCUGUUUGUCCAACCAAACAAGAAGUCUCAAUAAUUAAUGAUCCAAAUAUUGCAUCAAAGAGAGUUGUACGUCAUGGAGAAGAAGAGAUACAACUUGAAGAAGAAGAGGAAGAUGAAAAGGAUCCUACACAGAAGACCAAGAGGGCUGUUCAAGAAACCAGGAAAGCAAAGAUUGCUCUUGAAGAGUCUCAGAAAACCGAAGGUGCCACUAAAAUUCAUACCACAACAGCUUCAACUGAUGCUAGUGAGAAGAAAUCUGAAGUCAUUACAUCAAAUGUAGGUGGGAUUUCUGCCGAUGUGCGAACAACUUGCGAAUCAACUCAAUCUACGAAAACUAGCACCUCAACUGCUGUAACACCUGCUCAAGGACCCGGUCAGGGUACCAAAACCGUAACAACCACGCGAACAGAAAAGUCUUCGGCCAGGAAGCAAAGCUCAUCAGCGAUAGCUUCAACUGGAGUUGUUCUUGAGGCUAUUGCAGCUCCUCAGCCUCCACCGAGAAAAAAGGAGACCAAGAAGGGCAAGGGAAAGUAAACCAUUUGCAUUGUGAAAUGCUUAACAUCUAGUCGGAAGUCUUACCUGUUGCCGCAGCUUCUGGGAUGUCUUCACUCUGCGAACGUCCAUCAUCAGCCAUUUGCCUUUAAUGUGUGACUUAGCCAUUUGCGCUUUCUGUGCAAGAAGCUUCCUGAAAUAAAAAGAUUUGUUUUUCAUUUUUCAGCAAUAAAAAUUUUAUAAAGUGA
Phlebotomus papatasi is the source of this 5528-nucleotide messenger RNA. RefSeq names its product glycogenin-1 (gene Gyg). Gene Ontology annotation, molecular function: glycosyltransferase activity. The transcript has 6 exons. The coding region runs from base 170 to 1228 and encodes 352 amino acids. The record is from RefSeq and is a predicted model, not a curated record. Lineage: Eukaryota; Metazoa; Arthropoda; Insecta; Diptera; Psychodidae. Gene Ontology annotation, cellular component: cytoplasm.